AUUAUACGUCUGACUGGCCAUCCGGCGUUUUAUCGUUAGUAGUACCGUCAGAAAUAUUACUCUAUUUAAUAUUUUUUGUGUGUUAUUAUAAUGUUUGUUCACAUAAAAUACACCGCAAGAAUAGAAAAGCGUACGGUAACAAAUCGAAAAUUUUAUCGUGCGAUUUCAACGUUUUAAAAUCGGCAAUAUGGGCAAAUAAAACAUUGAUAAAAUGAUCGAAUGAUCGUUCAUUGAUCGAAUGAUCUGAUCGUUGUUGGAUUCGUUGCUGUUUGUAAAUAGACGUUUUCUUUGCAAUGUAAUGUGUCAAAUGUCCGAACCGUCGAGUCUUGUGAUAUCAACAUUCAGCCUUGAUAAAAAAUAAAACCAUGUAACAAAAUGAGGGCUGGCAGGUCAACAGUGCUAACAGCUCCACUGUUGUACAAUAGCAGUUGCUGGCAUCCGCGUAUCUACCCCAACGGUCUAUUAUUUCGCAUAACCGUAUCGGGUAUUACAGAGAGUGCAUUCGUCUCGUUACUUACAGUGGCCAUACUAGUCGCUAAUCUUAUGGUGAUAGUCACAAUCAACAGUGACAGAUAUACGAAAUUUAUACACCCACAGCCUCGGUACUUGGUGACUUCGUUGGCUUGUAAUGACUUGGCCAUUGGAUUGUUAGUCACGCCGUUAGCUGCUUUUUCGGCUCUAGUCCAUUGUUGGCCAUACUCGGAAAUCGUAUGUCAAAUUCAAGCUCUUUUAAGGGCAGCUUUGCCGCAACAAAAUGCUAUGAUAUUAGUGUUCAUGGCAGUCGACAGAUACACAUGUAUGUUGCACCCAGAUAAAUAUCACAAACAUUCGAGUAAAAAAGGCUGUAUGUUGGUGUUGAGUUUGACUCUAGUGGGUUCGUUAACUGCAUUCGGUGCGGCGGUAAUCCGCCGAGGUGGAUAUUUCUAUAACGGCAAUGGAUUAAUGGCGUGCGAGCCGUUUUACCAAAGGCCGAGUUUACGAAUAUUGGCCGCCUGCCUGUUUUACUUCCCCACUACGAUGGCACUCAUGUAUUUCUACGGGUCAGCAUUGCACGUGGACAGGCUCCGACACAGGCAACAAAUCAACAUAUGUGCCGUUCUAGUGCAACCAAUGUUACCAAAUAGCGCCGGAAAGAACGCUCUCGAUGAAGCAUCUGAUCGAUUGGCAUCGAAAGAACUGAGGCAAAGCAUACGAACAACCAGGGCUAUGGGAGCGGUAGCAUUAGGUUUUAUAGUAGCCGUAACUCCUUGGACAAUUCAAGAAGUUGUGACUGCGUGUACUGGCACAAAAAUGCCUCCAGCUGUAGACUUCAUAAUCACGUGGAUAGCACUAAGCAAUAGCUUUUGGAAUCCAUUCAUAUACUGGGCUUUGAACCGAAAGUUCAGACGUAUCAGUCGUAACAUAAUCAAAACCAAAAUUUUUCGCCGUAAAAAAUAUAGCUCUAGUGUUAUAUCAUCGUCUUGCAAUGUUGGACAUCAGGAAAGUUGUUGCGCCAAUAGAGACAUGUGUUUUUCAGCCCUCCAGAAAGACAACGAAGAUAUUAUUGAAGUGGACAGACAGUCAUUAGGUUCUCAAGACAGAGGAGGAUUUCCCCCGACGCCACCUCCGCCACCUCCUUACCAUAGAGGAGACAUACAACAUUGUCAUUCAAGAAGAUACUAAUAAUAAAAAAAUUAAAUAAAUUGUAAUAAUAUUAUAUUAGGUACGCAAGUUGAUCAAUCAAAUAACUGUAUAUAUGAUCAGUGUAUAGAAUUAUAGUUAGAGCGAUUUAAGAAUGGUCACUGUUAUAUAAUUAUGAAUCAUAUAAUAAUAAUCGAUCAUUUAACAGGGUGGCUCUAAACAAUAGAGGUUUUCGUAAUUAAAACCUCGGAAUAUUUAAUAUAAUAUGAUAUUCCUUUUAGUUUUUAAUAUCGAUGUACCUAUAUUCAACUGAAUCCAAAUAUAUUAAGACAUACAAAAUUAGAUAUUAAAGUAGGUACCUAUUUAAAUAGUAGGCACAAGCAAUAGAAUUUACUUAUUGAUUCCUAAUGGUUAUAAUUGGAUGUGAUAAUCAAAUAGCGUAAUUUUAAGAAGGCUUUUUUCAAUUUAUUAAAUAUAAUUUAAUUAACUAUAACUUCAAAAUGACUAAGUAGAUAUCUAAAUUAAAUUUAAGAAAAAAAACAACAUCCUAACGUAGGAAAAAAUACUUUAAUCAUAAUUAAACAUUACAUGUUAUGUUAAUAAAUCAUUCUAGAGAUAAUUUUUGAUACUCGAGCUUUCUUUACCACCACACCUCUUGGCUUUGACUUAAACAAGUACAUUAUUAUUUUGAUACUAUAUAUUUAAAUAUAUCAAAGAAAGAAAACAUUUUAUAGAAAAGAAAAUCAUAGAAGUUAUUGAGUACCAAUAGUAUGAGAAUAUUAAACAUGACUAAAUCAAUAUUUAUAGUUAGAUAAAUAUUCUGAAAUAAUAAGCGUCUUAUAAAAACAAACUAACAAGUUAACUAGGUAACUAUAAAUAACCGAAUGGCAAAAAUUUAAUCUGCAAUAUAAACUAAAGAUUUUUAAUUUACUUUAUUUAGACUAAUUAAAUACCUACUUUUAUUAUAAAAAAUUGAUUUUUUUAAAAAAUGAUAUAGCACUAUGAUAAAUAUUUUUAAGUGAUAUCAAUUAGCUGAAUACAAUACAACAUUUACAAUCACACUCACAAUACUAAGAAAAUACGACAAUUUCAAGUAUAUUACUCACAACACUUAUUAUUUUCUCAAUGUUCUUUAUAAU
Messenger RNA from Aphis gossypii (cotton aphid), 2759 nucleotides. RefSeq names its product trace amine-associated receptor 1. Gene Ontology annotation, molecular function: corazonin receptor activity. Gene Ontology annotation, cellular component: membrane. Lineage: Eukaryota; Metazoa; Arthropoda; Insecta; Hemiptera; Aphididae. Gene Ontology annotation, biological process: neuropeptide signaling pathway. The transcript is spliced from 9 exons. The coding region runs from base 376 to 1662 and encodes 428 amino acids. The record is from RefSeq and is a predicted model, not a curated record.